This is a messenger RNA of Cyphellophora europaea CBS 101466, 1533 nucleotides long. RefSeq lists its product as uncharacterized. The transcript has a single exon. Gene Ontology annotation, molecular function: transmembrane transporter activity. Gene Ontology annotation, biological process: transmembrane transport. NCBI's taxonomy places the organism in Eukaryota, Fungi, Ascomycota, Eurotiomycetes, Chaetothyriales, Cyphellophoraceae. The coding region runs from base 1 to 1533 and encodes 510 amino acids. The record is from RefSeq and is a predicted model, not a curated record.
AUGACGAACAUAGAACAACAGAACCAAGACUCUCACGACGGACCAGUAUCAGAGCACACGCCUCUACUUUCCAACACCGAGGCCAGUCCAACCGGCAAACAGCAACCCAAUGGCAUUACCUCCCCGACGGAUACCCUCGAUGGCAGCCCUCCAGCCACAGAUGAACAUGAGGUCGAUCAGAUUCCCAAAGUUCAAAUCUUCUUUCUCUGUUGUGCCCGGCUGUUUGAACCCAUUGCGUUCUUCAGCAUCUUUCCCUUCGUCAACCAGAUGAUCUUCGAUACUGGUGAAGUCAAGGAGACGGCCGUCGGUUUUUACUCAGGCCUCAUCGAAUCGAUCUUCUCUAUCACUCAGAUGCUAGUAAUGAUUCCAUGGGGCAAGCUUGCGGACCACCCCCGAGUAGGGCGCAAACCCGUUCUAGUAUUCUCCCUAGUCGGCGUUUCUAUAUGCACCGCUUUAUUCGGAACCAGCAGCACCAUCUGGCAGAUGUUUCUCUAUCGCUGCUCUGCUGGUGUCUUUGCCGGAACAGUCGUCACCAUUCGGACCAUGAUGGCGGAAAACAGCAACAAGGUGACGCAGGCGAGAGUCUUCAGCUGGUUCGCUUUCAGCGGCAACCUUGGUAUCUUUCUGGGACCGUUGCUCGGUGGCAUGUUGGCCAACCCUGUCAGACAAUAUCCUUCUCUCUUUGGACACACGCAAUACUUCAAGGAUUAUCCAUACGCCCUAGCCACUUUUGUCUGCGGCGCACUUGGCCUACUGACCGCGUUACUGACCACAAUAUUUGUCAAGGAGACCCUCAAAGAUAAGGAGAAGUUGUCAUCAGAAGAGAAUUCAGCGGCUCCUGUUGACAGCGGCAUGGGAAUACUGGACUUGAUCAGAUCUCCUGGCGUGGCGAUGGUCCUAUUCUUGCAAUGCCACAUCAUGCUACUGGCCUUCUCUUAUACAGCCGUUAUGCCUGUCUUCUAUUUCACACCUGUCCGGCGGGCUGGAUUCGGCUUCAAUCCUCAACAGAUCUCACUGUUCAUGUGUCUUGGUGGUGCUGCGCAAUCAAUGUGGCUGCUGGUAGCCUUUCCGUGGAUCCAACGGCGCUACAGUACGGGUACUGUGAUCCGGGCCUGCGCACGGGCUUAUCCAUUCUUCUUCCUUGUCCAUCCACUGCUGAAUCUCGUCCUGCGGCGCGACUACACCCUUGCGUUCUGGAUCAGCGGUCCGAUUCUCCUCAUGCUAGGCUGUUCAGUAGCGAUGUCGUUUACUGCAAUUCAGCUUGCCAUCAAUGAUGUCAAUCCGAAGCCAUCUACGUUAGGUACGCUGAACUCACUGGCGCUUGCGCUAGUCAGCGGCAUUAGGUCGUUCAGUCCAGCGCUAUUUACCAGCAUUUUUGCGGUCGGCGUGGAACACCAAAUCGUGUAUGGCUACUUGAUCUGGAUUGUGUUGGCAGUCCUGGCUUUAGGCUUUACUUUUGAUUGCCAGUUGCUUCCAAAGAAUGCGGAGGGUAAGCAAUCCAAGCAGCUUCAGGAGGCCGAUGGACAAGCGUAG